Molecule: messenger RNA, 5478 nt
Organism: Polypterus senegalus (gray bichir)
Lineage: Eukaryota; Metazoa; Chordata; Cladistia; Polypteriformes; Polypteridae
Gene: erbb2
Product: erb-b2 receptor tyrosine kinase 2
Exons: 26
Coding region: 450-4253 (1267 amino acids)
Biological process (GO): neuron differentiation; positive regulation of cell population proliferation; multicellular organism development
Cellular component (GO): basal plasma membrane; signaling receptor complex
Molecular function (GO): ATP binding; transmembrane receptor protein tyrosine kinase activity
Source: RefSeq, a predicted model, not a curated record
AUCAAGGAAAUGCCAGGGAGUGAGCGAUCGUGCGGCUGGGAGGGACGGCUGCCGUCCCGGGCGGAGAUUCAGCGAAGGGGCCGUCCUGUGCUCCGUUUCCUCCAGGCCUCGCUCGGCUGCCUUUCUCACGUACACUUUCGCUUUCUUUGAAGACUUUUUUUUUACUGUACUGGAGAACUUUGGGACCCUAAGCAGAGACGUCCGAAUUUUCUUUCUUUCCUUUACUUUCUCCUCCACCGCAAAAUCAGUUGAAGUUUGCGCGCUGCCAGUCCUCGGGGCCGCGCUGCUCGCUCCCGCUGGUCGCCUCCAGUAACCGCGGAGACAUUCGGCCCCUCAGGAAGUGUUAAGGAUUUUAAAAGAAGAAAAAACAAAAUCAGAACGCGGAUAUCAGUGGGAUAAAAAUCACAGAGUGUUCCCCUAUUCCUGCCGGGCAUGGAGUAAAGGGGCCCAUGGAGCAGGGCGGGAUACUGACGUUGAUGGCGGCUAUGCUGCUCGGGACGGUCGGAGCCCGAGACAGAGAAGUUUGCACUGGCUCUGAUAUGAAGUUGACCAUGCCUUCCAGCCAGCAGACCCAUUAUGAGAUCCUGAAGAUGCUUUACACGGGCUGUGAAGUGGUCCAGGGCAACCUGGAGAUCACAUAUCUUCAUGGAAACUGGAAUUUGAGCUUCCUGCAGGGGAUAGCAGAGGUGCAGGGCUACGUCCUCAUCGCCUACACAUCUGUGCGUUUCAUCCCUCUGGAAAACCUGCGCAUUAUCCGAGGCACCCAGCUCUUUGAAGGCACAUUCGCUCUGGCAGUUUUGAACAAUUCAGAUCCUCAGGGAACAAAAGGCCUGGAAGAGGUGCGGAUGCCAAACCUUUCAGAAAUUCUACUGGGAGCUGUGAAAAUCUCUGGGAAUACUCAUCUCUGCUAUCUGGAGACAAUCAAGUGGAAUGACACAUUGGAUCAAAGCAAUAAGUUUUUGUCCAAUAUUCUGGUGGACCAGGCCGGACGAAGGGUGCAGUGCCCCCCCUGCUCUGCAAAUUGUGAUGGAUCGUGUUGGGCAGAAGGAAAGGAGUACUGCCAGGACAUCACUCACCUGCACUGUGCUGCAGGGUGCCAACGCUGUAAAGGGCCCCAGCCCAAUGACUGCUGCCACAAACAGUGUGCUGCUGGAUGUACUGGCCCCAAGGACACCGACUGUCUGGCUUGUCGGCACUUCAAUGACAGUGGCACGUGCAAAGACAGCUGUCCUGCGUUAACAGUGUACAACUCCAUCACCUUUCAGUCCGACCCUAACCCAAACCGCAAGUACAGCUUUGGAGCAACAUGUGUUAAAGAGUGCCCAUAUACCUAUUUGGCAACAGCCGUGGGCUCCUGUACUUUGUCGUGCCCACCAGAUAAUAUAGAAGUGGUUGACAACAAAGAGCGGAAGUGUGACAAGUGUGAUGGCCCAUGUCCCAAAGUGUGUUAUGGUCUAGGGAUGGGCUCUCUUAAGGGUGAACGUUCAGUCAAUUCUGCCAACAUCCACCAGUUUGUUAACUGCACCAAAAUCUUUGGAAGUUUGGCCUUCUUUCCAGAAACGUUCACAGGAGAUGCAGCUGCAAACAUUUCGGCCCUGAAUCCCCAGAACCUGACAGUUUUUAGAACAUUGACUGAAAUCACAGGUUUCCUGUAUAUCCAAGCUUGGCCAGCCAACUUGACAGACCUUGGCGUCUUUGGGAAUCUUACUGUGAUUUGGGGCCGGAUGCUUUACAGAGGCGUUUUUGCACUUGGAAUUGAGUCACUGCAAAUUGAAUCGCUGGGCCUGCGGUCCUUGAAGGAGGUCAAUGGUGGCCUGGUUCUCAUUCAUCAAAACCCUAAUCUUUGUUAUACACCUACAAUUACCUGGGAGACCAUCUUCAAGAACCGGCAGCCUGCUGUCAUUGACAUGGACAAUAAGCAACCCAGGCAGUGUGAAAUGGAGGGACGUAUGUGCCACUCACUGUGCAAUGGUAGCUGCUGGGGGCCAGGGCCAAGCCAAUGUCUAUUUUGUGAUGGUUUUCUUCGUGAACUAGAAUGUGUUGAGUCUUGUGAUGUUUACCGGGAACUCGUCAAUGGGACCCGCUGCAUUUCAUGUGAUCCAGAAUGUCUCCCUCAAAAUGGCAGUGCCACUUGCACAGGGCCGGGCCCAGACCAGUGUGUAGAGUGUCUUCAUUUUCAAGAUGGAGUGUUUUGUGUCGAGAAGUGUCAGCGGGGUCCAAAGAUUUGGAAAUAUGCAGACAAAAAUAAGGAUUGCCAGAUGUGUGAAACCAACUGCACCCAUUCGUGCACAAACUUUGAUGAUAAAGGCUGCCCACUGGAUCAAAUGCCAGGCCCAGGGACAUCCAUUGCUGCAGCAGUAGGGGGAGUUUUACUCUUUCUUAUAUUACUGGGGCUGUUGGUAUCCUACUGGAGUCACAAGAAGAGAAAAGCCGAAAGGAGGAAUAAACAAGAGAAUGAGCUGGUUGAACCAUUGACCCCCAGUGGGGCCACACCCAAUCAAGCCAAGAUGCGCAUACUAAAAGAAACUGAACUAAAGAAAUUCCGUGUUCUGGGAUCAGGAGCUUUUGGUACAGUUUUCAAGGGUGUCUGGGCUCCUGAAGGAGAAAAUGUUAGGAUCCCAGUGGCCAUUAAAGUGCUCAGAGAAAAUACAUCACCCAAAGCAAACAAGGAAAUCUUAGAUGAGGCAUAUGUCAUGGCAGGGGUCUCCCACCCCCACGUCUGCCGACUUCUAGGGAUUUGCUUGACUUCCACAGUGCAGCUGAUUACUCAACUUAUGCCAUACGGCUGCCUUCUGGAUUAUGUGAGAGAGAAAAAGGACCAAAUCGGCUCACGUUACCUACUCUCCUGGUGCAGGCAGAUUGCAGAGGGCAUGAGAUACUUGGAAAAUGUACGCUUGGUUCACAGGGAUUUGGCUGCUCGAAAUGUUUUGGUGAAAAAUGCCAACAAUGUGAAAAUCACAGACUUUGGUCUUGCACGCCUACUGGACAUUUAUGAGACUGAAUACCAUGCAGAAGGGGGAAAGGUCCCCAUAAAGUGGAUGGCCUUAGAGUCAAUUAUAGAAAGAAGAUUCACACACCAGAGUGAUGUCUGGAGCUAUGGUGUCACUGUUUGGGAACUUAUGACCUUUGGUGCAAAACCAUACGAUGAUCAUCCUGCCCGUGACAUUCCUGAACUACUAGAGAAAGGAGAACGACUUUCCCAGCCACCUAUCUGCACAGAGCAUAUAUAUGGAGUAAUGACCAAUUGCUGGAUGAUUGACCCUGAUAGCCGUCCUAGAUUUCAGGAGCUGGUUGCAGAAUUUACAGAAAUGGCCAAAGAACCAUCCAAAUAUGUGAUCAUUCAGAAUGAUGAAUGUAUGAACUUGUUGACUCCGGAUACCAGUGAGUUUUUCAGAACAUUCCUAGAGGAAGAGGAUGGCAUGGAUGAGCUGCUUGAUGCUGAGGAGUAUCUUGUUCCCCAGCCAGCCUUCUUCAAUGCAACAUCAGAGCAGGUUCCUAAUGGAAGAGCAAGGAUUUCAUCCAACAGAAGUGUGGAUCAAUCUUUGAAUGGUGACAUGAACCCUGGAGGUCGAAGUGCUCUUCCUUCAGUCACUACAAUUGGCAGGGGACAGUAUCCUACACUUCCUUUACCAGGGCGUGGGCAAUACCCAUCUGUGAAAAGUGGGGGAUGGGGCCAGAUGGCUUCUUUGGCUCGCAGCACAUCUCAACACUCAGCAGCAGGUUACUCGGACUCUGUGUUUCUGGAAGGAGAUGCUAUGGCAGGGCAGUUUUCACUUGUCCCCUCUUGUCGUGAGGACAGCACUACUCAUCGAUACUAUGAUGAUCCCAGCAUAGACCCAGAACUGGAGAAUGAGGAUGAUAUUGAAGUGGAUGGGUACAUCAGUCCUGAGUACGUGAACCAAACAAAUGAUGGCUUUCUAGGGGGAAUGUUCAAGCAGAGCCUGAAACCCUUGCUCCCUCGUCAGACUGGAAGUGUUCCUCGGUAUAGCUCUAUAAAGGAAGGAAUGCCAGGAUUUACCACUACUGUGGAAAAUCCAGAGUACCUGACUCCAUCAUCACACAGGGACCCUGGGGGCUCGUCACCUGCUUUUGACAAUCUCUACUACUGGGAUAUGGACUCCCAAAGCAGGUCAAAAAAGCAGGAAAAAGCCAUACCUUCACAGAUAAAUGGUUUUGUCACUCCUGCUGUUGAAAACCCAGAAUACUUAGGGCUGAGCGAAUCCUGGAGUGGGAACAGGGCAAAGGAGCACUGAAGCAGAUGGAGAGCAGCAAAGUCACAGGAAGACUUGGUUAUAUGGUGCCAUGAUGGUUCACUUAUUAGGGGCAUCAUGAUAUUCAUGAGCAAGCCCUUAUCAUAAUUAUUGAGCCCUAGAGCAUGCACUGGAGCUACUCCUUUUUAAGGGGCAUUUUGGCACCAUUGCCACAAGAAGGAAAGUACUUUUAACUGGUUCUAUGCAGGCAGACACUACUCUGCAACUACUGACCUAAUAAUCUCCUCAUUUUUAAGGUUAUUGGUCUGCUACACAAAAUGUUUUUAGAAGCAAUGUGUUUUGCCAUCGUGGCUCUCUUUUAGAUCUGGACUAAUAAAUACUUGCACUUGUGCCAACUUAAAUGAUACAUUUGUGCCUACCUGAAAUCGGAGAGAAGAAACAUUAGAACAAAAAACAAAUCAUGCUAAUCAGUUCUUCUCCAACUCCAUACAACAAACAUUUGGAAAGGUAAUAUACUGGUAAAUAGUCAUGGAAACCUCUAACAGGCUAAUUGACAAUUUCUGCUAACCAGACAAGCAUAAUCUGGACUAAGCGAGUAGCGUAGCAUUACCACUUACUUGAACUUUCACAACAUGAGCACAGCCUUAUAUGGCUUAAUACCCAACUGCGCUUGCCAGUUCUGUGCCUUAUGAAUCUCCAUGUUGGAAGUUAUUGUACAAGUACAGGAUUCUGCGCCUGUACUCAGUGAAGAGUGCUUCAUAAAACUGAAUUGAAUAUCCAGUUCCAUUCUUUGACUACCACAGUGCUGUUGCAAUUUUAGGUUUUCAUCCCAGCCCUUUGUAGCAAUAUGUUUACUUCUGGGAUUAACAAAGUUCAAGUUUAAAGUUAUUAACAAAACAAAUACACCAUGCAUAGAGUGUAGAAUUCUGCCAGUGGAGUGGCAAAGAAGCUCACCGUCAUGUAGGAAUGGCAAUGUCUGCCUUGAAGAUUAGGCCAUAAUAUAUUGGUAGGUUCAUAGCUAUACCAAAAGGCAGCUUCUGUACAGAAGUUUAAACUUUGAUUGUUUUGUAUUGUAACAGAUUAUAAGACUGUAUAUUUGAUACUUGUACAUUUUGGGUUUUUUAUGGUAUAAAGAGAUUUUACAAGUGUAAUUUUUAUACAUGUCAUAAUUGUUGGUCUAAUUCUAAAGUUAAAUUACUGUAUUUUAGCAAAUCAAUUUUUAGAGCUAUCCAUCUUCAAAAUAAAAUUUGUUUUUGGUAUACUUGAA